This is a messenger RNA of Microthlaspi erraticum, 264 nucleotides long. The record is from the annotation of a GenBank genome assembly. NCBI's taxonomy places the organism in Eukaryota, Viridiplantae, Streptophyta, Magnoliopsida, Brassicales, Brassicaceae.
AUGAACAGCAAUCGCAUAAAUCAAUCUCCAGUCAUCUUCUUCUUCCUCCGAUCAUGCGAUUCCUCAGUUUACACGAUGAAAUCUAGUGAAAUCCGAUCCUGUUCGAUCUCUCUAAGGCGUUCUCCAUCUCCAGGAAUUGCAACGAAAGCGCAUCAAAACUGGUGGAGUAUCUCAUGUUCCCAAGUUCGAGAUGAAUUCGAUUCAGUCAUCAACAUUCCAGAUCGAAAAUCAAUGAUAUUGGCUGCCAAAAGGAAUGGCGUCUGA